Messenger RNA from Symbiodinium sp. CCMP2592, 408 nucleotides. NCBI's taxonomy places the organism in Eukaryota, Dinophyceae, Suessiales, Symbiodiniaceae. The record is from the annotation of a GenBank genome assembly.
AUGCUCCGGUUCGCUGGCCAUGCUGUGGGAAGCUUUGACAUUAAACUUGGAAAUCCGCCCCCUGGAAAGCAGAACGCUAUGGACCUUUUGAGUGAUGCCGGGAUGGCGCUUGCUUUGACAUCGGUAUUGGGUGCCGUGGAAGACAAGUGCUUGGCUGUGUUUGCAGUGGUAUGCUCCAGUUUCGUUAUUGUAAGCAGUGGCACUCAUGGCCGGGCACCAUUCCUACCACUGGGAAAUGUACAAUACGAGUGUGUGAGAAAUGGAAACAAACUCGCAUCGAGGAGUCUUGGCUGUUCAAUUUCAGGGCACAUGCAGGCUUUCAGAAAGUGUGAUGAUUCGAUCAGAGGUUUUUCUUGUUGCUUCGGUUUGAUUGAGUCUGCAGAUUUAAUUGAGGCCAUAUAUAUAUAG